AUUAGCGGAGAGACACAGACACAGACGGAGACCAGGAGCUCGAGUAUGAAGAAAAUCUUUCUCUGGCUGUCAGUACUUGUUGCUGAGCUCUACGUCAACAAAUGUCUCGGUGGCGAGUCAAACCAAUGUCUGGUCGGAAACUUGAUGGAAACGUGUACCGCCACCAUACGGGCUCAGCAGGCAGAAAUACAGGACAUCCGACAAACAUUCACUGCUGACCUGAACGAUCUGAGACAACAGUUUACACAGCAAGAAGAAGAGACGAAGGUCAUCCGACAAACAUUCACUGCUGACCUGAACGAUCUGAGACAACAGUUUACACAGCAAGAAGAAGAGACGAAGGACAUCCGACAAACAUUCACUGCUGACCUGAACGAUCUGAGACAACAGUUUACACAGCAAGAAGAAGAGACGAAGGUCUUUCAGGAAUCGGUCAAUAACACGACCAGGUUGCUCUUGGACCGCACACAAAUUCAAGAUGAACAGAUAGAAAAGCUUCAACAAAAUAUAACAUCACUCUCGUCAAUUGCCAACCGUCUUCAACAUGAAUUUCAGAAACUGCAAACCACUGUGGAUAAACACAAUUCCACUCUGGAGGAACAUUCAAACGAUCUGAAGACUCUUCAGCAAGACGUAUCAAAAGCUGCAGAAGCUAUGGACGCCCUGAACAUGACUUCUCAGACUCUUCAGCAGCGCGUUUCACAAGCGGAAGAAACAAUUGGCACUGUAAACAUGACUUUUCAACUGACUAGCGACAAACUGCAGCCAUUUCUCGAGCCUCUGAAAACUGAGAUCAAUGAAGUCAACGAAUCUCUCACUAACUUUGUCAUGAAAGAAGAUGCGAUUGUUGCUCUUGGUCACGUAUCCGGUAACAAUACGAUCACAAAAAUUAGUGGAAAUGGAGUUGUAGAUGAAUGGAACACUUUACUAAACUCUGCGAACUCUCCUAUUUUACAAGGAGGCAUGCAAUUUGAUGGCAUUGCCUUUACAGUGCCAAAGAAUGGAACGUACUUUAUCUAUGGAAUGCUAACAUCUGAGCAAGAAUCAAAUAAUGCGGACUGCGUAUGGGAAAUAGGGAUUGAGAAGACAGAUCGUCUGACAAUGAAUGGAGUAGGAGAGAGUAGCAAAAAGAUUGGCCUAUUUGCGAGUCUAGUGUUCGAGCUUAGCGAAGGGGAUGAAGAGAUUCGUCGAACAUUCUAUGCUGAACUGGCUGAUAUGAGACAAAAGCAUCAACUUCAUGAAUUGAGGACGAAGGUUUUUCAAGGGUCGAUCACUAACACAACAGCGAUGUUACAAAACCACACACGCACACAAGAUGAACAGACUAUUCAGCAACGCGUUUCAAAAGCGGAAAAAUAUAUUGCUACUAAAAAUGUGACUUCUCAGGAUGCAGUUGUUGCUGUUGGAAUAGCAGUCGGUUUUGGAGAAGUAUUAGAUUUCUCUACUACAGCAACUGCUUUAGAUUCAAUGUUUUCGAAUACUCCUAUCUUAGAAGGAGGCAUGACAUAUAGUUUCGGUACCUUUACUGUGCCAAAGAAUGGAACAUACUACAUCUACGGAAUGCUAACAGCUGAUCAAGAUUCAUCUAGUGCAGAUUGCGUAUUCGGAAUACAAAUAUCGGGCACUGUGCGUCUGAGAAUGAAUGGAGUAGCAGCAAGUGGCACAAAGACUGGACUAUUCGCAAGUCUAGCGUUCGUGCUUACCAAAGGAGAUUCAGUUGCUAUGUUUGCAUCAAUCUCUAUUGAUUACAAGAGACCAACACUCAUUGAAGACAAUUCGUUAGUCAUGUAG
Molecule: messenger RNA, 1791 nt
Organism: Corticium candelabrum
Lineage: Eukaryota; Metazoa; Porifera; Homoscleromorpha; Homosclerophorida; Plakinidae
Exons: 20
Coding region: 46-1791 (581 amino acids)
Biological process (GO): immune response
Cellular component (GO): membrane
Molecular function (GO): tumor necrosis factor receptor binding
Source: RefSeq, a predicted model, not a curated record